Molecule: messenger RNA, 3044 nt
Organism: Caenorhabditis auriculariae
Lineage: Eukaryota; Metazoa; Nematoda; Chromadorea; Rhabditida; Rhabditidae
Source: the annotation of a GenBank genome assembly
AUGAUGCAGUCGUGCAGCCCACCGACGUUCGCUUCCUGCGACUCCGUAGUGAGUGGAGGUUCCUCACCGGACCGUACACUGUCGAUGCUCUCUGGGAGCGCCUCUUUGUCUCCGAGCCCCAACAGAAGAUUGGAAGAUCUUUCUGCCGCUGAGAAUCUCUGUAACGUACAAAUGGGAUCCGCAGAAGAAUUCCGACACCUUGUUGAAGAUUCGAAACGAUGGCCCGGAGUUUCUAACUGGCGUAACCCCACACAUCAAGUAAAAAUUUCCACUACUAGCGUUUUUUUUUGUUGUUGGAAAAAAGUGAUUUUACACUCUAAAGUUAUAAUUUUUUGUGCUUCAUUUAGUAAUAAACCAUCAAGAUAUCUGUUUCAGGGUUUUUCGCGGCCUUCAACACCGACAUCACGACUCACUCCGCCGUCUUCUUCUGGUUACAAAAGCGCUUUCCCAUUCACUCACAAUCCGAAUGUAAUAACAAAUCCAUCUGUGAUUACGGCGCGUUCGCGUCGUUUGUCAUCUACAAACAUCACAAGCUAUAGUGGGAGCAAUGGAUUCAGCGGUUUCAAACCAAUCAGCGAGGCUCAAAAACUGAAAACGCACUGUACGUUUUGUCUAACCGUUAAACAAAUACUAAAUUGUAUUGAGUUGCAUCCGUUGGAAAUCAUUGUCUGAGCAACUGCGAGAAUGAAGUCACCCUCGAAUACCUUGCUGACUUGGUCAAGGAAAAGAAGCACAUUGCGCUGUUUCCCCACAUGUUCAACCACGUCGACCGACUUCUCGAUGACGGUGAGAACUCGAGUGGAUAGUUGAACGAAAAUCUUAAAAAAAGCACUUUGAAAAUUAUAAUUCCCUGUUCAAAAUGAUCCCGCGAAAUGGGAAAUAGCCGUCAGAGAAAGAAAAAAUUAAUUUCGGAGAGUCAGAUAAUUUUGCAUUUCGCGGAAAUUACUUUGAACACAUCAUAAAAUUGAAAGCUCCCGAAUUUCCGGCUUUUUGAAAUUUUAGUUUCUGAGAUUCGCAGCAGUUUUUCUCUCUUUCUGACUUCUGAAUAUAAUUUUUUUUUUACUGGUUAAUAAGAAAACUGACUUAAAAAAGAAAAAAAAAACAAAAGUUGAUGUCGCACAAAGGGUACAGGAUUUAUAUUUUCCUAAAUGUAAAAGCUCGAAAUUUAAAGAUCAGUUCAAAAAUGAAUUUUCGAAUUGUACUUUUUUUCAGAAAUUGCACGGGUGCGUGUUACGCUUUUUCAAACGGACUUUAUCGCGGGAGACAUUGAGCUCCCGGAGCCAAUUGGAGAGACUGUCACCAUCACCGAAAAGAUUUAUGUUCCCAAGAAGGAAUAUCCGGAUGUGAGUAUUGGUAAAGCAUUCAAAGUGGCAGAGAAUGGUUCCUAGUAUAACUUCGUUGGACGAAUCCUGGGACCUCGCGGUAUGACUGCCAAACAACUCGAGCAGGAAACUGGUUGUAAGAUAAUGGUUCGAGGAAAGGGUUCGAUGCGCGACAAGAAGAAGGUAAAUUUCAAACCAGGACUUGUGGCUUUCAACUCUUUGCGACGGCUUUUCCAGUGACCCGGAGAAUUAAAUGUUCACAAAUCAUCAGUUUUGACCGUUUCGUUGACAUUUAUCAAGCAAUGAGCAAAAUCAAGAAACUAAAAGGUGGAAAAAAAUUCUGAGAAAAAACUCUGUUUCGAAAUUCUAUAGUUUUCUCGAAUGACUUUAAACAUUUGUAUCAUUUGCUUUUGAAUUAAGUUUAUGACACAAAGGCAUAAUUGUGUUUCUGGAAUUUCAGGAAAUAGCAAAAACUGCCGAUAUUUCCAGGGACAAUUCAUUUUUUUUUUCCCUGUAGGAUAAUGUUUCAGCAAGAAGAUAACAAUAGAGGACGUCCCAACUGGGAGCACCUCGACGACGAUCUUCACGUACUUCUUCAGUGCGAAGACACUGAAAAUCGCGUGCACAUAAAGCUCCGGGCUGCAAUCGAGCAAGUCAAAAAGCUUUUGAUUCCUGCGGUAAAACAACUUUUUUUUUCUGUUUUUUACUCAAACCUUUCCUUUCAGCCUGAGGGUACGGACGAACUCAAAAGAAAACAACUUAUGGAGUUGGCCAUAAUCAACGGAACCUAUCGUCCUCUCAAGUCUUCACAGAGUAGUUAUAAGAGUUUGCGUCCGUAUUCAAUACUUCGUCUUUCAUGUCCUACGAGAGUGAUGACCGCAGUUCCAUUGCUUUCUCCUAUCCGCACGACCGCCCCAGCUGUUCUAAUGUCUCCGUCACCGAGUCCUACCGCUCCACCCGUUAGUUAUUUGAAAGAAAAGACGAUAGACUUUUCUUCAAUUUUUCAAUAGACAGCAUCGAUUUUCUAGCAACUUUUUCUGACUACUCAUGAGACCAAAAUAAAGUGAGAUCUGUCAAAUAAGUAAAAAUGAAAAUGGAUUGCGCUUUGAAACAAUAAACGGGUAGUACAGGAGUAAAUUUCUUCGAUUAAAGGUGGUUCACCUCAAGGAUCUGUUCAAGUUUGAUUGACUCAAAAUUUUCAUGUUUUCAAAUGGCACUGAUCGAUCAGAAGUCCGAUUUGAAAUACGUAAAAUCUUCAAAACGCGAGUAGGAAUACCAAUUAACGUUCUCACAAUGAAAUAAACCGCGCGUUUAGAAACGGUUUUUGAAAUUUUAACGCAGUUUGUAUUUUUCUGAGUGUUAAAGAUUCGGAGAUAUUUUUUUCUGAAAUGAGUCCUGUCGUUUGCAGUCUCCAACUCUUCCAACAUCAACGACCAACUUCAUGAAUGCUUCGGGAUCUUUUGAUUACUCGGCUUUUUUGAAGUAUCGUACCUUAUCUGCGAUCAAAGUGUUCGAAAUUUCUUCAGCUCGAGUCUGUUCGAAACUGCGUUGGCGUCGAUGCAGUUGACUGGCGACUUGCACAUCCCCAACUACCCGACCACGACUUCCUUCGUCAACUCGUUCCCGUCGUUGUUCGCCUCGCCGAACUCUCAGCACGAAAACUCGACAACGAGUGCUACUCCGAGUCGCAGCAACUCUGCCGGCUCUCAAUCCUCAUUCUGA